AUGCCCGCGCCAUACAAUUGCUGGUUUUGGAGGGCCGAGUGUCAGCCAGGCAAAGCUGAGGCGACCACCGUUGCAAGGCAGAAGGCUGUGAACUUGGUGGUUCUUAUGUUGUCCUGGCUCCACAUGAAGCGCCCUACACGGUGCCCACCGGGAUUGUCACCUCACACCCGACUGUCUCGGAAGCAAUGGGGCAUCAUCCAGCGCUUUGAAGCUCAACUGAAAGGAGUGGAGCUGGUGGGCAUGGUGGGUCCUACGGAGAUGGGGCGCACUGCGGCCAAGAUGGAAGGCUUGGAUAGCAUUUUGCAUGAUCUUUUUGUACGGGCUUGUAGUUUGACGAAGGAUUCUUACACUGCCCAUUCACCUGACGCUCAACCUCGAGUGUCUGCAGCUGAGAGCAUUGAACCGCAAAGGAGGGAUGGCUGUGUAGUCGUAGGGCGGAUGCAACAAGGCACCCCUAUGUUGGCAAAGGAUAUUGAAACUGAGCGGCUGUCAUUUCCUAAGGGUUUGCCGGAGUUCAACCCGGAGAAGUUUUUUGAUGGUGUCCACAAGACAGUGUUUGUUGACCCAAUCAGCUUGGCCAUCCCCCCUGAUCAGUCAGAGGGCUUGCCGCCCCGAGUACAGGUUCGAGCCUCUCAUGAACAGGUGCUGCAACUUUUGCAUUUUUUAGAUGAGCAUCACCGCCUCCGCUUGGUGCCAAAAAGCAAGGUUUUUACCCCCGAAGAACUCCUGACCUCACAGGGAAGAGCACCUAGGGGGAAUCUAGCAGCUGGCAUUGUCAUCGAUGACGCCGUUUUUGCAGAGCAGAUCCCAGCGAACCAACCUGCCGAGUCUUCAGAUGGCGUGCGGCGCUUGGAUACUCUUUGUGAGGAAUAUGUUCAGGAAGGGCUGACUGCCCAUCCCAGGAAGACUUUCCGGGGCCACACCCAGGCGGAGUUCUGGGGAGUGGCCGUAGAUGGUGAGACAGGCAUGCUGCGCACGAACCCCAAGCGCCUAUUGCCGCUACUAGAGCUGACGACCAGGGUGGCAGUGCUGGGCUACGCGUCAGUUGGCCUACUAGAAGUCGGCGCUCCAGGUGCGUCGCCGCAUGUUGACAUCCUGAAGUUGUCGCCGUCCUUAGUACAAGAACUGUGGACUCUGGUCAUUCUUGGGCCUAUUUGCGUGGUGGACCUCAAGGCGCAGAGUCUGGAUGAGGUGUUCCUGUCUGAUGCCUCAGUGGAGAAGAAGGCAUCUGUGCGGGCCCCCCUGUCAAAGCACCUAGCCAAAGAAUUCCAGAGGCACUGCUUGGCACGAGGCACAUGGAGUCGCCUCCUGUCCCCCUGGCAGAGUUGGCUCCGCCAACAUGAGCUCAUGAAUGAGUUUGAAGAACUCCCAGAAGGAGUUCCGCUUGUCAGUCACCCGUUGUGGCUGGUGCUAGCACAAGCUCUGCAAUUCCGGCUCCACCAUUGCAAGCAAGCGAUGGGGCGCCGGCACAUCAAUCUGUUGGAAAUGGAAGCCGUGCUGGAGGUGGAACACAAGCUUGCUCAGCGGUUAUGUGACAAGAGAUACCUGCUGGGCAGUGACAGCCAGGUGGUCCUAGCGGCCCUUGUGAAGGGCCGCUCAAGCAGCCCUAGCCUGAAUCGGCUGCUACAAAGUAGUCUGGCAGUGCUGCUGGGUAGUGGUCUUUAUGGAAAUUACGGAUAUGUUCCGUCACUGGCGAAUGUUGGGGAUGACCCUACGCGAGAUCAGCCAAUCCGUCUGCCUGCCAGGUCUUUGCCUCCAUGGUGGGAUGCUGCCGAAGCCGGCGACUUUACCUUGAUGGAUGAGUGGCUGGCGUCUGUAGGAUAUGACCCACUGAAACUAGCGGGCAUCCCGUGUAGUGGUAGUGAGAAGUUUGAUGUCCAGAGAGCUCAAGAGGAGCUGCUGGACCCACUUUAUGAUGUACAGAAACCUGAGCGUAUGGCAAUUUUUGCUGAUGCACUUUCUAGCGUUUCACGGCCGGAGGGCCUUGUUGGAACCGUCUCACAGGCGCUGCAAAGCAGUGCUGGUGUAGUGUCAGAAAAUAAAAGAGAGCAAGAGCCUGAGAGCCAAACGACAAGAACAGAGAAAAAGCCUGAGGGAAAGAAUGAACCCAGGCCCUAUUUUCAAGCUGUCUGGGUCUUGGCGAUCCUCCCCCCGCGCAGCAUUUUUACUAGCUCGGAAGAGCUCCCAGGGAUUAGGGGCGAGUCGCCAUGCUGCCAUGAGAAUAGCAGAAGCCCACUGCUGAGUGAGCGAGCGCAGCAGCUGCUGCGAGCCCUACCUGUGUGCCAGUUUUUUGCACCAGGUGGAAGACGAGCUAGGCCGGGCCAAAACCUCCUGGAUGAGCAAGUGCAGAAGAGCAUUUUUGAUUUGUUGGAAGCCGGUGCCUUUUUGGGGGCUGGAGCAGCACCGGGGUGCUGCAGCUUCAGCAGAGCGAUCACUCCUGCGGUGCGGGAUCACCAGCACCCUUUUGGAAGAGCUCCCUUGUCGGAGCACAUGACUCGGAAAGUUCAACAAGGCAAUGGGCAUGCUGCAUUUGUUUUGAAGGUAAUUUUGUUUUGUCUGAAGCACCAACUGGUUUACUGGGUUGAGAACCCGGAUGGAAGCUGGUUAUGGCUUUUGCCGCCCUGGGUUGAAAGCGGAAUUGCAAGAGCAGAACGAGCCUACCGUUUUGACAUGUGUCGGUAUCAGACGCCAUGGAGAAAACGUACCCGGAUUCUCACCAACACACGAUUUGCCGGUGUUAGAGAGAUCUGCCAGGGAGGUCACUCCCACCAAUUUCUACGUGGGCGCAGCUCUUUGCACCGAUGCUGCUGGACUAAGGUGGCUCAGACAUACCCCAUGUCUCUCUCUCGCCGCCUUGCCUUUGAGAUGGGCAGGGCAGCAGGGUUGCGCCGUGACGAGGUGGGUCGCCUGGAUGUGGCCGCUUGUGCGAAGUCUUCCUCUCCUCGAAUCGGGGAAGCGCAAAACCCGGGACCCCGACGAGCGCACCGCGCUCCAGCUCUCCGGGACCCGGGCGACCUUGAAUCAGUGGUUCUAGUGGGCCAGGGCACCCGUGCUUUGCAGCGGCGCAUUUGGGAGAAUUUUGACAGGUGGCUGCAUGACAAGUACUCGGAAGACACCUGCCGCCAGGUUUUUCUUUGUCCCUCACUAGCUGUGCAAGUGCUGCGAAACUAUGGGCUUCAUGUAUCUCAGCGAGGGGGGCGGCUCUAUGAGCUGCGUCAUUUACUGGUGCUGGCCCAACAAAAGUUCCCUCUACUCAGACCUUCCAUGGCUCCGGCAUGGCAGCUGGUCAGCCAGUGGGAGGAGCUUGAGCCAGUUUGUCAUCGGCGCCCUUUGCCGGAAGCCCUAUAUAAAGCACUGGUGUCUCUUGCUAUUUACUGGGACUGGAAGCGUUUUGCUGGCUGCCUUAUUUUAGCAGUGGAAGGCAUUGCUCGAAUUGGCGAGGUCCUACGAGCACGACGAGCUGACUUGGUCCUCCCUGCUGACUUGUUUGAUGACCGAGUCGCCUCCGUGUUCCUCAGAGUUCAAAAGCCAAAGACCCACCGUCGAGGGAAGGGGCGGGUUCAACAUGUUAAGGUUGAGGAUGCGCAGAUAGCCAAAGUCCUUCAGCAUGUUUUUGGAGACCUGCAUGAUUCCCUUCUCCUUUUCCCUUUGUCUGCGGCUAGUUUUAGAACAAGAUGGGAGAAACUUCUGAAUGCUUUAGAAGUUCCUUCGGCUUUUAGACCUACACCUUCAAGUGUCAGAGGUGGUGGUGCGAUUCUGGCCUACAAAAGAGGCGAAGCAAUCCCCAGCAUCCUCUGGCGGAUGAGACUGGUUUCGCAGAUGACUUUAGAGUCUUAUCUUCAGGAGCUCGCUGCCGAGAGUUUUCUAGCAAAGCUGCCGGAAACCACCAAACUUAGAAUUCGUUUUGCUGCUUCUUACUACCUCCCAGCUUUGAAGUCACUAGGCUAA
This is a messenger RNA of Cladocopium goreaui, 3948 nucleotides long. The record is from the annotation of a GenBank genome assembly. NCBI's taxonomy places the organism in Eukaryota, Dinophyceae, Suessiales, Symbiodiniaceae.